UCUCGUCCCGCCGGCUCCGGGUCCCUCCGCCGGGUCCUGGCCGUCCCGUCGGUCCGCUCAGCUUCUCCGCUCCGGUUCGCCCCACUGGGUCCACUCGGUGCCGGCGCAGGGAGGAGCCCUCGUGUGCCGGCGGGAUGCGGGGGGUGGUGACGGCGCUGGCGGCGGUGCUGGCGGUGGGGACAGCCGUGGGGACAGCCCUGCCCCGCCCGGGGCUCCUGCCGUACGGGCCGGCCCGCGGGGAUGCCCGGCUGCGGCCCGGGGACGACGAGAGCUCGCCCGGGGUGUCGCUGAGCCGAGCCCUGCACCUCUACGGCCACGCCGCCCGCCGCCUCUACGUGGGGACCAACGGGGUCAUCUCCACCCAGGAUUUCCCCAGGGAGACCCAGUAUGUGGAUGACGAUUUCCCCACGGACUUCCCUGUCAUCGCUCCCUUCCUGGCUGACCUUGACACCUCCGGUGACAGAGGGAACAUCUACUAUCGGCAAGAUGACUCUCCAGACGUGUUGCACCAGGCUGCAGCCUACAUCCAGGCUGGGUUCCCCCACAUUGCUGGCUCCUUCAUGCCCACCAAUGCAUUCAUUGCAACCUGGGAGGACGUGGGUGCCUACCAGGAGCUCUCACAAGACACCAAGCCCUCCCAGAAGCUCAACACCUUCCAGGCGGUUGUAGCUUACGAUGAUGAGGACACGUACGCCAUCUUCCUCUACCCCAAAGGUGGCCUUCAGUUCCUGGGGACACGGCCCAAGGAGUCCUACAACGUCCAGCUGGAGCUGCCGGCCAGGGUGGGCUUCAGCUGGGGGGACGGUGAUGACCCGAAGAGGGACGGGCUCUUCCACAGCCUGGCCAGCAGCGAGCGGGCGCUGAGGCUCCUGGAGCGGGAGAGUAACACGGGGAUACCUGGUGUGUGGGUCUUCCACGUGGGCAGUGUGUCCCCCCUGGAGCACGUGGAGCCGGGGGGCGGUGGGGGAGCCAGCCCUGGGGUGCCACAGAGCCCCGAACCUCACGUCCCUGACACCGCUGGCUACACCCACGCACUCUACAGCCAUGCAGACCACGUGGCCACAAACCUGCCAGUGCGACACGGCUCGGCGGCCAUGUCACCACAUCCCGAUCACGGACACCAUGCCCCUACACUGCUGGGCAUCGUCCCCAGGGGUCUGCCUGUGUCCCCAUCGGGGCAGGAGCGGAGCCGCCGCCUGCACCUUGAUGGGGACGUUGGCACCCAGCAGAGCUACUCUCCGAACCCCUCUUCCUACAGCUCCGGGCAUCACGGCGUUGGCGUGGAAGAAGAUGUUCAUUUUAACCCUGAUGUGUUCACCUACAGCGCGGCCAGCAAGGAGACGUGUGCCCAGCACCACGGGCGCUGCUCCCCGCACGCCUUCUGCACUGACUAUGCCACCGGUGUCUGCUGUCACUGCCAGGCCACCUACUAUGGCAAUGGGCGGCAGUGCCUGCCCGAAGGAGCUGUGCAUCGCCUCAAUGGGAAGGUGAGCGGGAGCCUGAUGGUGGGACGGAUGUCCGUCAGCUUCCAGGAUGUCGAUCUUCAUGCCUACAUCGUGGGGAGCGAUGGCCGAGCCUACACGGCCAUCAGCGGGGUGCCCCAACCCGCUGGCCGGGCGCUCCUUCCCCUCCUGCCCCUCGGCGGCCUCUUCGCUUGGCUCUUUGCGCUGGAGGACCCUGGCUCUGAGAACGGCUUCAGCAUCACUGGUGCUGAAUUCACCCAGAGCCUGGAGGUGACCUUCUAUCCUGGGGGGGAGACGGUCCAUGUCACUCAGACAGCCGAGGGCCUGGGGCCGGACAAUUAUUUAAGCCUGAAGACACACAUCCAGGGCCAGGUGCCGUUUCUCCCAGAGAAUGUCACUGUCCACAUCACUCCCUACAAGGAGCUCUACCACUACUCCAGCUCAGUCGUGACAUCCUCUGCACAGCGGGAGUACGUCCUGGCCGCGGGGACGGCCAACCAGACCUUGUCCUACCGCCUGCGCCAGAACAUCACCUUCUCCGGCUGCCCGCACACCCGCCUGCCCGCCCGGCAGCGGCUCAGCGUGGCCCGAGCCUUCGCCCUCUACGACGGCCACGAGCACGUCCUGCGCUACGCCCUGGCCGCCCGCAUCGGCUCUGCACCAGAUGGUGCCGAGAACCCCCUGGUGAACCCAUGCCACGAUGGCACGCACAGAUGUGAGGCACCAGCACGCUGCCAGCCUGGCACAGGGAUGGAGUACACAUGCGAGUGUGUGGCUGGGUACCGCAGAGACGGAUGGGGCUGCCGAGAUGUGGAUGAAUGUGCGGAGGGCCUGAGCCAGUGCGGCCCCUUCGCCAUCUGCCUGAAUGCACCGGGCAGCUACCGGUGCGAGUGCCGCAGCGGGUACCAGCCGGCAGGGGAUGGGCAGAUGUGUGUGCCCCUGGUGCCAGCGACCGACCCCUGCGAGGAUGGGAGCCACCCUUGCGCGCCACCGGACCGGGCACGCUGCUUGUCCCAUGCCGGGGGACACCCCACCUGCGAGUGCCUCCCUGGGUACGCCGGUGACGGCAUCUACUGCUCCGAUGUGGACGAGUGUGCCGAAAACCCAUGUCACCCAGCCGCCACCUGCUACAACACACCAGGCUCCUUCUCCUGCCAGUGCCCACCUGGCUAUGAGGGUGAUGGCUUCCAGUGUGUGCAUGCAGCAGGGAGCACGCAGCGGCUGUCACCAUGCCAGCAUGAGCAGCUGUACCCGCGGGAGGUGCCAUCAGGACCCUCACCCGUGGGUGACAGGCACAUGCCCCAGUGUGAUGAGGAGGGCGGGUACCGGCCCCUGCAGUGUCACAGCAGCACCGGGCACUGCUGGUGUGUGGACACCGCAGGACAGGAGAUCGCGGGGACCCGGACAGCGCCGGGCAGCACGCCACCGCGCUGCGGGAACCCAGAGUCCACCCAGCGGCUGACCCCCUGCCAACACGAGCGGCUGUACCCACGGGGGGUGCCACCGGGACCCUCGCCCGUGGGCGAUAGGCAUGUACCCCAGUGCGAUGAGGAUGGUGGGUACCGGCCCCUGCAGUGUCACAGCAGCACCGGGCACUGCUGGUGCGUGGAUGCCGCGGGGCAGGAGAUCGCGGGGACACGGACAGCGCCGGGCAGCACACCGCCACGCUGCGGGAACCCAGAGCCCACAGAGCGGCCCCGCAGCAUGUGUGAGCGCUGGCGGCAGAGCUUGCUGGAGCACUAUGGGGGCAGCCCCCGUCGUGACCAGUAUGUGCCACAGUGCGAGGUGGGGGGGGAAUUCACCCCGCUGCAGUGCCACGGGGACAGCGGGUACUGCUGGUGCGUGGAUGAGAGCGGCAGGGAGAUCCCGGGGACGCGCUCAGAGCCUGGCAGCACCCCCCCAUGUCUCCCCAGUGUCGCGCCACCCAGCGUCCGCCCGUCACCCCGGCCCGAUGUGUCACCACCAGCCACGGGGACAUUUCUGCUCUAUGCUCAGGGACAGCAAAUCGGUUACCUCCCGCUGAAUGGCACGCGGCUGCAGAAGGAGGCGGCGAAGACCCUGCUCUCCCUGCAUGGCUCCAUCGUGGUGGGGAUCGGCUACGACUGCCGGGAGAAGACCAUUUACUGGACUGAUGUGGCUGGGCGGACCAUAAGCCGGGCGAGCCUGGAGCCAGGGGCUGAGCCAGAGACCAUCAUCAGCUCAGGGCUCAUCAGCCCCGAGGGGCUGGCUGUGGACCAUCUGCGCCGAGCCAUCUUCUGGACCGACAGCGGCCUGGAUAAGAUCGAGAGAGCCCGGCUGGACGGUUCUGAGCGACAGGUUCUCUUCAACACGGAGCUUGUCAACCCCCGGGCCAUUGCCGUGGACCCCGUCCGAGGCAACCUUUACUGGACGGACUGGAAUCGCGAAGCACCCAAAAUUGAAACUUCUACAGUCAACGGAGCCAACAGGAGGGUCCUGGUGAACAGGGACAUCGGGUUGCCCAACGGCCUGACAUUCGACCCCUUCUCCAAGCUGCUCUGUUGGGCAGAUGCAGGAACGAAGCACCUGGAGUGCACAUUCCCUGAUGGUACGGGCCGGCGCAUCAUCCAGAACAACCUCAACUACCCCUUCAGCAUCAUCAGUUACGCCAAUCACUUCUACCACACGGACUGGAGACGGGAUGGUGUGAUAGCUAUUGAUAAAGAAACCGGCUCCUUUACUGAUGAGUAUCUUCCCGAGCAGCGAUCGCAUCUCUACGGAAUAACUGCAGUUUAUCCCUACUGCCCCGGAGCGAGGAAAUAGUUAACUGCUAUUUCCAGAAACAACAAUCUUUGCACCCAAAAAAGAACUUCAGACCCAGAAACCUGUCACUGCAUACAACUAAGGGGGGAAAACCCUCCACCAAGGCCAAUGAAUCGACUGACUUCCCUGCAAAAGAUUAUAAAGUUGUUUUUUAUUUUUUGAAGUUAUACCUCAAGUCUUUACUACUGUAUUUUCUUUUUUUAAAGUGAAAAACAUUGAUAUAGUACAAAAAAAAUAAUGGUUCUGUGAAUCUUAGGCCAUUACUCUUGCUUAUACAAGCAAAUUUAAAAUGUAGCAUUCUUAUUCAAAUGUUUUAUUUUAUUGGAAGAAUGGCUUAAUUUUGAAGAGUUUUGGCAAUCUGACCACCAGGUCUUUUUAUAUCCAAAAAUUAAGUGCCUAUGGGGAGCUUUGGCUGCGGUAUCUUGCUGGGUCUGAUUCAUCUACAGCCCUGAGGACACAGACUGUGUGUGCUCCAAACUCGUGCAGAACAGUUGGGUGAUACAGCAAAGGCAUUGAAGUUCGUUAUUUUCCAGAGAACAAUUCUGUAUUUUCACCACUGCCUCAAUGCAUGUCUUUUAGUAUUUAUAUUAGAAGAAUAUGCUAGAAUUGAUCUGUUCAUGCUUGUUGGUUCUUCCAAGUGCCUUCAUAGACCUACCCAGCAUACACCAAUACAUGUUCAGAAAUACCAUUUAUAUUUUUAACGCUUCACUUUUUUCUAGGUUACUUCAAUAAUUGAAUAAAAUGGUUGUUUUAAGUUUC
Molecule: messenger RNA, 5003 nt
Organism: Columba livia (rock pigeon)
Lineage: Eukaryota; Metazoa; Chordata; Aves; Columbiformes; Columbidae
Gene: NID2
Product: nidogen 2
Exons: 22
Coding region: 135-4244 (1369 amino acids)
Biological process (GO): cell-matrix adhesion
Molecular function (GO): calcium ion binding
Source: RefSeq, a predicted model, not a curated record